GAGCCGACCGGCCCGAUGGAGGCGGCCGGCACCUGGACGCUGCUGCUGGCGCUGCUGCUGCUGCUGCUGCUGCUGGCGCUGGCGCGGCCCCGGACCCGCGGCCACCUGCCCCCCGGGCCCCCGCCGCUGCCGCUGCUGGGGAACCUCCUGCAGCUGCGGCCCGGGGCGCUGUACUCGGGGCUCCUGCGGCUGAGUAAGAAGUAUGGCCCGGUGUUCACCGUGUACCUGGGACCCUGGCGGCGCGUGGUGGUCCUGGUUGGGCACGAGGCUGUGCAGGAGGCCCUGGGAGGUCAGGCUGAGGAGUUCAGUGGGCGGGGGAUGUUGGCAACGCUGGACGGGACCUUUGGCGGCCAUGGGGUUUUCUUCUCCAAUGGGGAGCGGUGGAGGCAGCUGAGGAGAUUGACCACGCUGGCCCUGCGGGACCUGGGCAUGGGGAAGCGAGAAGGCGAGGAGCUGAUCCAGGCCGAGGCCCAGCGUCUGGUGGAGGCAUUCCAGGGGACAGUAGGACGCCCAUUUGACCCCUCCCUGCUGCUGGCUCAGGCCACCUCUAACAUCAUCUGCUCCCUCACCUUCGGCCUCCGCUUCCCCUACGAGGACAAGGAGUUCCAGGCCGUGGUCCAGGCGGCCGGCGGCACAGUGCUGGGGGUCAGCUCCCCCUGGGGCCAGACCUACGAGAUGUUCUCCUGGCUCCUGCAGCACCUGCCCGGCCCCCACACACAGCUCCUCAGCCACUUGAGUGUCCUGGCCACCUUCGCCGUCCAGCAGGUACAGAGACACAAGGAGAGCCUGGACACCUCGGGCCCCCCACACGACGUUGUGGAUGCCUUCCUGCUGAAGAUGGCAAAGGAGGAGCAAGACCCGAACACAGAACUGACGGACAAAAACUUGCUGAUGACGGUCAUUUAUCUGCUAUUCGCCGGGACGGUCACCGUCAGCACCACGGUCCGCUACACCCUCCUGCUUCUGCUGAAGUACCCUCAGGUCCAAGAGCGUGUGCGGGAGGAGCUGAGCCGAGAGCUGGGGGCCGGCCGUGCACCGGGCCUGGGGGACCGAGCCCGCCUCCCCUACACCGACGCAGUUCUGCAUGAGGCGCAGCGGCUGCUGGCUCUGGUGCCCAUGGGGGUGCCCCGUGCCCUUGCGAGGACCACCUGCUUCCGAGGGUACACGCUGCCCCAGGGCACCGAGGUCUUCCCCCUCCUUGGCUCUGUCCUGCAUGAUCCUGAGAUCUUUGAUGAGCCAGAAGAAUUCAAUCCAGAUCGAUUCCUGGAUGCAGACGGACGGUUCCAGAAGCAGGAGGCAUUCCUGCCCUUCUCCUUAGGUAAGCGCAUCUGCCUGGGAGAGGGCCUGGCGCACGCAGAGCUCUUCCUCCUCCUCACCACCAUCCUGCAGGCCUUCUCCCUGGAGAGCCCGAGCCCGCCGGGUGCCCUGAGCCUCCAGCCAGCUGUCAGCGGCCUUUUCAACAUCCCCCCAGCCUUCCAGCUGCGAGUCCGGCCCCACUAACCUUCCCCAACCCCCACCGUGUGGACCAGAUGAAGGAGGGAGCUGUGGGAGAUUGGUGGCCCCCUGGCGGAGGCGGGCAUCAACUUGGUUGUGUCUCCGGAGCCCCCCAGGCAGCCACAUCCAUGCACCCGGAGCUCCUCUAGAGUCACUCACACAGAUAAUCGGCCUACAUGUCCCCAGGGCCCUGCUUACUCAGCCCAUGCAGCUGUUGAGACACACAGUCCUCGCCCCGCCACCAGAGCCAAGAGGCCACUCUGACACAUAGGCUUCCUACAGGCAUAGAUUGAGUUUGUCUGGAAUCGUGAUCGUGUGCCUAGAUAACACACCAUCCCCUACAUGACACAACUCCCCUGGAUUCACAACCCACAUGUGGGAAUUUGGCUCCUACCUUCAUAAGCCACAGAAACAGCUGCUGUGUUGGACCCACAAGCCUUCUUCACCCACCCAUCCACCCGCCAAUUCUGGGAGCCUGGUGUAGAGAGGUGAACAUGCCACUUUCUGGGUCACGUCCCCACACAGAGAGACCGUCCCUGAGUUCAGCCCCAGCAUCCCCUCUUGCUGUCACAGCACGAUCCAGGCAGAUGACCACUGCUGUCCGCAUGUCCCCAGUACUGAACCACACAGCUAGCCCACACAGGAUACCGUCCCACUCCCAAAUAUCUUCACUCAGACACACCGUUCUUGGGGGGGGCACAUCCCCCACCUCCUCCAGGCCUUCAGCCCUCAAGGACACCCCUCUUUCCGAGCACCUUGAUCCUCAAAUUCUCCCAAAUAUAAAUAUAAGCGCAGCGUGCAAUUAUGGACACAGGCCUGGGAAGCAAGUCAACUAGGACACACCGGACCCUCUGCUCAGAGAAACACCUCCCCCUCCUGCUGCUUAUGUAACCCUAUUAAAAGCCUCCCCUGCCUGCCCCUCCUCCCCACACACACACUGACCCACCUCCCCUCCCCAAGUCCCAGUUAGACCCAGUAGAAGGGGCUAGAUGACCCAGUAGGGGCUAGAUUCCAACUCCCUGGGUCAGAGAAGAGGCCAGCUCUGACGUCCCUGUGACUUGAAAGUCCCCAUUUUGCAAUAAAAGUUCAUUUCUGGCCCUAGGUCUGGCCCAUGGCAGGGCCUGGAGUGCCUGUGA
Messenger RNA from Canis lupus familiaris (dog), 2630 nucleotides. It is a transcript of the gene CYP2S1, whose product is annotated as cytochrome P450 family 2 subfamily S member 1. The transcript is spliced from 9 exons. Gene Ontology annotation, molecular function: oxidoreductase activity, acting on paired donors, with incorporation or reduction of molecular oxygen, reduced flavin or flavoprotein as one donor, and incorporation of one atom of oxygen; heme binding; iron ion binding. Bases 16 to 1500 code for a protein of 494 amino acids. Gene Ontology annotation, biological process: xenobiotic metabolic process. Gene Ontology annotation, cellular component: cytoplasm; intracellular membrane-bounded organelle. The record is from RefSeq and is a predicted model, not a curated record. NCBI's taxonomy places the organism in Eukaryota, Metazoa, Chordata, Mammalia, Carnivora, Canidae.